This is a messenger RNA of Arachis duranensis, 3181 nucleotides long. RefSeq names its product ribonuclease J. The record is from RefSeq and is a predicted model, not a curated record. The coding region runs from base 185 to 2713 and encodes 842 amino acids. Lineage: Eukaryota; Viridiplantae; Streptophyta; Magnoliopsida; Fabales; Fabaceae. The transcript is spliced from 17 exons.
UUAUGCUUUUCCCGCUGCCAUACUCAACCAUCACCACCACCGCCGCCGCAACCGCCACCACCACCAUCACCCUCCUUUCCCUUCGAAGCUGAAGAAGCUGCUGCAUGUUAUAUAACAUUCAUUCAUAAUAUUAAUAACAACACCCUCUCUGUGAGGCAUUUAAUCAAACACCUUCGGAUUCAAAAUGGCUUCUUCUACUUCUUUUGCUUCUCUCUUACUCCCUCUUUACAACCCCGCUUUCCGACCAAAACCAACAACUUCUCUUCCCGCUUUUCGCUCCAUUCACUCUUCUGUGCUCCCAGCUACUGAUGGAUCUCAAGCACCCCACAAGAGAACAAGAAGAAUGGAAGGUCCUCGGAAAAGCAUGGAAGAUUCAGUUCAGCGCAAAAUGGAGCAGUUUUAUGAAGGGAAAGAUGGGCCACCUCUCCGUGUUCUUCCGAUUGGUGGGCUGGGUGAAAUUGGGAUGAACUGCAUGCUGGUUGGGAACCAUGAUCGCUAUAUCCUCAUUGAUGCCGGAGUUAUGUUUCCAGACUAUGAUGAACUUGGAGUCCAAAAGAUCAUACCUGAUACAACAUUUAUAAGAAAAUGGAGCCACAAAAUUGAAGCACUUGUUAUAACACAUGGUCAUGAGGAUCACAUUGGAGCGUUGCCUUGGGUCAUUCCAGCAUUGGAUUCCAAUACACCAAUUUUUGCAUCUUCCUUUACAAUGGAGCUUAUAAAAAAACGUCUGAAGGAGCAUGGUAUUUUUCUUCCAUCUAGACUCAAGAUAUUUAGAACAAGAAAGAAGUUUAUGGCUGGGCCAUUCGAGAUAGAACCUAUCAGGGUGACCCAUUCUAUUCCUGAUUGUUGUGGAUUGGUUCUUCGCUGUUCUGAUGGUACUAUUCUUCACACUGGGGACUGGAAGAUCGACGAGACACCUCUGGACGGGAAAGUUUUUGAUCGCGAGGCUUUAGAGGAACUCUCUAAAGAAGGAGUAACACUGAUGAUGAGUGAUUCAACCAAUGUACUCUCACCUGGAAGGACAAUAAGUGAAUCUGUUGUUAAAGAUGCAUUAUUGAGGCAUAUUUCAGCUUCUAAAGGAAGGGUUAUUACCACCCAAUUUGCAUCAAAUCUGCAUCGACUUGGAAGUGUGAAAGCUGCUGCUGAUUUAACUGGCCGAAAGUUGGUAUUCGUUGGCAUGUCUUUGAGGACAUAUUUAGAUGCAGCUUGGAAGGAUGGAAAGGCUCCAAUUGAUCCCUCCACUCUGGUGAAAGCAGAGGAUAUUGAUGCUUAUGCUCCAAAGGAUCUGCUAAUUGUAACAACAGGAUCUCAAGCAGAACCACGUGCUGCCUUGAAUCUUGCAUCAUAUGGAAGUAGUCAUGCUUUCAAACUAACUAAGGAAGAUAUUGUUUUGUAUUCGGCCAAGGUUAUCCCUGGUAAUGAGUCGAAUUGGCAAUUUUUGCAGGAGGAAGUACUUCGAAUUGUGAAGCCGCAACAUUUUCUUCCCAUACAUGGAGAACUCUUGUUCUUGAAGGAGCAUGAAUUACUUGGAAAAUCAAAUGGCAUUCGGCACACUGCUGUUAUUAAAAAUGGAGAGAUGCUUGGUGUUUCACAUUUGAGAAAUAGGAGAGUCCUUUCUAAUGGUUUCAUUUCCCUUGGAAGAGAGAAUUUACAGUUGAAGUACAGUGAUGGCGACAAAGCAUUUGGUACAUCAAGCGACCUCUUCAUUGAUGAAAGAUUGAAAAUUGCAUUAGAUGGCAUCAUCGUGGUUAGCAUGGAAGUUUUUCGCCCCCAAAGAGCAGAGAGUUUGGCUGAAAACACCUUAAAUGGGAAGAUAAGGAUUACGACAAGAUGCCUAUGGCUUGACAAGGGAAAGUUAUUGGAUGCACUGCAUAAAGCUGCUCAUGCUGCUCUUUCAAGCUGCCCUGUAAAGUGUCCACUGGCUCACAUGGAAAGAACUGUGGCCGAGGUCUUGAGGAAGAUGGUGAGGAAGUACAGUGGUAAACGGCCUGAAGUUAUUGUUAUUGCCAUAGAAAAUCCAGCUGCUGUUCUUGCUGAGGAGAUAAACACAAAGUUAUCUGGCAAAUCACAUGUGGAUCAUGGAACAUCAACAUUAAGAAAAAUAGUCGAUGGGCACGGGAAGGAAAAUCAGCCAGACACAACGCAAAUAAGAGCUGAUGCCAAUGAUGUUGAAGGACUUCUACCUGAGGAAGACACUGGUCCACCAACCGAAGAAGCCGAGGGUGAUUUAUCGGAUUCAGAGGAAUUUUGGAAGCCAUUUAUUGCAUCCUCACCAGUUGAGAAGUCAAUCAAAGCUAACAACGGUUAUGUUCCACGAAAGGAGCACAAGUCUAAUAUUAAGAAAGAUGAUUCCGAAGACAUUGGUGAAGCCAACUUUGUGAAAGCAUCCAGUUCUGAACUCAAGUCGUCGAAGUCAGGGAAGAGGAAUAAAUGGAAACCUGAAGAAAUUAAGAAGUUGAUUAACAUGCGCGGGAAACUACACGAUAGAUUUCAAAUUGUGAAGGGAAGGAUGGCUUUAUGGGAAGAGAUAUCUCAGAGCUUGUUGGCUGAUGGGAUCAGCAGAAGUCCUGGACAGUGUAAAUCGCUUUGGACAUCUUUGGUACAGAAAUAUCAGGAGACCAAGAACGAGAAGGGUAGUAGCAAGAGCAGUUGGCAAUAUCUUGAGGACAUGGAAAAGAUAAUGCCUGAUAGUGAAGCAAUGGCAACAAAAUGAUGAAAAAUUUGGUAAAGGAAGGAACAUGAUAAAAAGAACAUAUAUAUAAAAAAGAAACACUUUGGGGAGGUUUCCACAUGAAGAUUGAUACCAAGUGUGGAUGUUAACAGUGCUGAAAGUUGCAUCAGUUGCAUGAUUUGUGGUAUGGACUCGUGGCAUUCAAGAUCCAUAGUUUUUGAGAGCUGAAGAUAUAGACAACAUUAAAGGGAAGCCAAUGAGGGUAGUAUUUUUGUUUGGGGGACUGCUGAUAUAAUAUCCCACCUUAGUUACCCUCCCACUUAUUUAUAUCCCUUUCCCUAAUGAUGUAUCAUAUCUAAUUUCAUUAUUAUUAUUUUUUUUAUAUGGGAACUUCGGCGCAAUAAGCAACCAUGGACAACAGUUAAAUAGUGAAGGGAGAAAUCUUUGAUGUUUCUUAUUGACUGUAGUAGCAAUGACAAAAUCUAAAUGACUAGUAUUAGAAUUGAGUAA